UGUGUAAAAAAUGAGUUGCUCGGGAAAGAAACAGCUGCCUUAAAGAACGAUCGAGAUGCUAAACUGUUGGAAGCGCGGGUACAAAUGCCGAGGGUUACUAACUUCUGUAGAUGCGGUAGGGCAGCUGCAACAGUUUGGAUCAUAUCCAUUUUAGUCUUCUACUUCCUUUUCCAGGCAGUCAUGGAGAACUCGAAAUCGAUCCACACCGAGUCCUUAAUUUCGAGUUCUGAAAGGCGGUCUCGGCUAUACGAUAAAAUGGCCAGGGACCUUGAUGAGCUCGGGAUGAAGUUUCUGCAAGGCGGAGAAACUUCGCAAUCGCUAUCGAUCAAUGAUAUCUUCGAAUUAAGGGGUGGAUCUGUGAUGCUGAAGCCUAAGGCUGCAGAUCCUCCUGUUCGGGCGAAUGUUCUUUACCUGAGCCCAGAAUUUUCGUACCCUAUCUCGCAAGCUGUAAGGGACAUCUUUCUUCCCUAUUUUGAUGGAGCCAUUUGGUUUCAGAAUGCAAGCUUAUAUCACUUCAGUUUGUUUCAUGCCUCCCAUCAUCUAACAUCUGUAAAGGCCACCGACACAGAGAUUGAAGCUGAAGCUUGUGCUGUCAGAGAAGUUGCUCAGUCUCUUUGUCCUUUGAAAAUUUUUAUGGAUAGGGUGGUGCUGACGUCAACUGGCGUGCUUUUAGGCUGUUGGCAGGUGAUAUCUGGUCCAGAUCCUGUAACUAUCCGAGCAAAGCUGCAAAAUGCUCUUCCACACUCUCCUGAGAAGCAAUUGUAUGAUCCUGCUAUGCUUCAUACUUCGUUUGCAAGGAUUCUGGGGCACCCUAAUGUUCCAUUAGAGAAGAUGGAGAACUCUUCUGAUCUACUCAAAUUCUUUCAUGAACUCGUUGCACGUGUGAACAAUAAGAUCCAUGGAUUUCAGGCAACUGUUUCUGAGCUAUGGUUUGUGGAGGAAUAUGAUGUCCUGGCACUUGCACUGGAUGGGAGAAUGAAGGUACGAAAAUUCCCCUUUGGCUGUUCAACCCAUUGAUAACUCUUUUUUUAAAUUAUUCCAACUGUAAUUCUCUCCUU
Molecule: messenger RNA, 1058 nt
Organism: Phalaenopsis equestris
Lineage: Eukaryota; Viridiplantae; Streptophyta; Magnoliopsida; Asparagales; Orchidaceae
Exons: 10
Coding region: 85-1017 (310 amino acids)
Source: RefSeq, a predicted model, not a curated record